Messenger RNA from Protopterus annectens (West African lungfish), 831 nucleotides. RefSeq names its product T-cell immunoglobulin and mucin domain-containing protein 4-like. The transcript has 5 exons. Lineage: Eukaryota; Metazoa; Chordata; Ceratodontiformes; Protopteridae. The record is from RefSeq and is a predicted model, not a curated record. The coding region runs from base 100 to 831 and encodes 243 amino acids.
CACAGACCGAAGCAGGCUCUUAUUCAGCAAUCUUCACUGACAUUUACAGCUGUCGUCUGAUACUUGUUCCUGCUACAGCUAUACUGAAUUGAAGCCACAAUGCCUCAUUGUCAGCAUCACUUGGUUUACCUUAUUGUGCUUUCAGGCUGUUAUGCUUCUUUUGCAUAUGGAUCAAUGGUAAAGGGAGAACUUGGAAAGACGGUCCAUUUACCCUGCAGUUAUGAUGCUGAUAAUCAUGGAAUCCUACACAUGUGCUGGCAAAAAGGACCAUGUUAUCCAUUUAGUAGUGGGUGUUCUCCUGAAGUGAUCAAAACAGAUGGAAAGAAAGUCACACAACGAAAUUCAAAUCGAUACAGAUUAAAUGGUAACCUACGUCGUGGUAAUGUAACACUCACUAUUCUCAGAGUGACUGAAGAAGACAGUGGAAAGUACUGUUGCCGUGUCGAGGUUAAGGGUCUCUUAAAUGAUGAGUUCAGUACUGUUAACCUAAAUAUUUCAGCAGGAAAGUCAGCAGCUGGAUCUAGGAUUCAGAAGACAAAUACAUUUUCUGCAUCAACUACUUCUGUUCAAAGUAGAGGUAUUCCACAUACAUCUUCAGAAUGGAAUAUAGCAACAACAAGUUAUUCAUCUGAGGUUGAAAACAUUGAUGGAGGUAAUGUCUAUGCUGUUACUAAACUUCAAGAAAAUGGAAUUCUUGUGCUGACCAUUGUCAUUGUAGCAGCGGUGAUCAUUUCAUUUGUUGUCAUCAUCUUAGUGUUAAGAAGUAAGUGGAAUGAUUUUUACACAUUUGAAAACAGCUACAAAUGUACAUUUCCAUUUAAGUAUUUUUAG